Messenger RNA from Marchantia polymorpha subsp. ruderalis, 4671 nucleotides. NCBI's taxonomy places the organism in Eukaryota, Viridiplantae, Streptophyta, Marchantiopsida, Marchantiales, Marchantiaceae. The record is from the annotation of a GenBank genome assembly.
AUUCAGCACCAGUGUGCCUCCGACUGCAUCCUCGCAGCUCAGAUUCCGUUGCAGAAGAUAGGCUGUAACAGCAAGCAAGGAGGGAAGACGAGGGAAGCACGCGAGCAGACACACAUCGAGAGAAUCCAAAGGGUCCCAGACCUUGCUUGGUUCGUAGAACUGCAAGAGAAGGAAAGCUCAGAGAAGAUUGUGGAGUUGCUCCAAAAGCGAGAGAGCGAGGAGAACUAGUCUGAGCGAGAGAGAGACAGAGAGAGAACGGGUCCCUCGAGAUAAAUUCUGAGGCCUGGCGGGUUUUACUGGACGUGGCUGGUCUCGUACGGGCAGUAUAGAGGUCACUCGAGUUGAUGGUAUAUAUGAACCAUAAAUUGUCUUGUCGAGGGAGGGAAGGGAAAGGGACGAGAGGGCAGGAGAGUAGAGCUGAGCUCUAGAUCUGGCUGCUGCGGGGGAGAGAUUGCAGCAGCAGCUGCAGCAACAGCUGUGUCAGGGAGCGCUAUUGCUUUCUCAGGCUGUACAGAAUUCCAAGUGAGUGAGCAACACUGGCUGUCGGGUUCUGGUUGGCAUCAUUGGCUCGGGCCUAGACUGCAACACAACCAUUCACGACAGACAGAUUUGUGGGUGGCGUUCAGACUCCGAGAGAGGGAGAGAGAGAGAGAGCGAGACUGGCACAGACUAUCCCCCAUUGCUGCCUGCUCCUCCUCGUCUCUCUCUGCGAGUCGAUCAUCAUCAUCAUCAUCACCACCUCCUCCUCCUCUUCUUCCUCCUCUUCCUCCUCUCGCACUCGAGUAGCCGUGUGUGUGUCUGAGUGUGUGUCUGUGUACAUGGCCCUUGCUCUCUCGACCUUUCUUUGAUUAUCGCUCUAUCCCAUUCGUCUACCGAGGUCCGAAUCUCGCGCCACUCCACCCAAAGCUCAAAGGCCUUGUACAUUCGCACUUCUCACACCGUCAGGCUGCUCUUGCCAUCUCUCCCAUUGUACAUACACCUCAACAGAAAAGUCGCCACGAAAAUCGGCUGUGGACGACACUCUCCUCUCCUCUCCUCUCCGCCAUCUCCCUCUCUAUUUCUUCUCACAGGUCCGAAUCCCAGGUCUCGUUGGCUGAUACGUGGAUUCCCAAGUACAGCUGCACAGAGUUCCAAGUGUACAGAGAGAUCUCACAGAGCUCAAAUCCAUCAUCAUCACUUCGAUGAAGAAUUCUUCUUCUUCUUCUUCUUCUUCUUAUUUUCACCUCGGCAGAGACUCUGGGACUUUGCAGAUUCAGUGUAGCUGCUCUGAGUGACGCGUAGAAAUUGUUUCGAGCUCCAGACGCUCGCUCGCGGAAAUCGCAUCCACAGCGGAACACAUACUCCAGGGCGUCAUUCCAUUUCAUUUCGUUUUCGGUUCCUAGCGCAUCGCCCACAGAAUUGCGCGUAGAGCGUAGAGUGAUCGGAACGCAACAGCAGCAGCAGCAGCAGCAGCAGCAGGCCGGCAGAUUCAGAGGUUCAGAGAUUCAGAUUUCAGAGAUUGAUAGAUUGAUAGAGAGAUCGAUAGACAGAGAUGGAGAAAAAGAUGAGGAUGGGACUGGAGCGCGCGAGCCUGCUGCGGAUGGUGCUGAUCCUGGCGCUGGGCGGGGCGCUGGUGCAGCGGGCGCCGCGGCGGUGCCAGGGCGAGGCGGCGGCGCCGUUGAGAGGCGCGGGCGAGCUCGUGUACACGGAGUCGGCGGAGAAUGUGAUGCUGAGCAACGGGCGGCUGGAGGUGCGGGUCGGGAAGCCCGGCGUGCGCGGGGGCAGCAUCCAGAGCCUGGUGUACAAGCGCGGGGGGGCGCAGGGGGACGUGGAGCUGCUGGACAUGGAGCAGCGCUGCGGCGCGCGCGGCUACUGGGACAUGCACUGGGAGUACGGGUCCUACAUCACCGGCACGGACUACAACGGCAAGUGCCGCUUCGGGGACAACGACGGCGCGGCCUGGACGACGGCGGAUGGCGCCGGGGGCGGCGACCAGCUGCUGGGCGUGACCUUCCGGCAGGAGCCGUCGAGCGCCGGGCAGGCGCGCCGGCACCGCGUGCCGGUGAGCACGCAGGUGCACUACGCGGUGCGGCGCGGGCUGCCGGGCGUCUACUGCACGCUGCUGGUGGACCACGCGGCCGGGCAGCCGCUGAUGCAGCUGACGGAGCUGCGCCUGGUGCUCAAGCUCGACCCGGAGCAAUUCGACUACUCUUACGUGGCCGACGACCGCCAGCGCUUCAUGCCAACUCGGCUCGACAUCAGCAAGCACCGCAGCGCCGCGCUGGCCUUCAAGGAGGCGCGCAUGCUCACGCGCCCGCAGAACAAGUCGCUGCUCUUCGAGGUCGACCACAAGUACCAGUACUCGGUCGAGGCGCGCGACGGCAUCCUGCACGGCUGGAUCAGCAGCAAGGCCAACAUCGGCGUCUGGAUCAUCUCGCCGCACAAAUGGGAGUACCUGGCCGGCGGCCCCAACAAGCAGGAGCUCACGGUGCAGACGGGGCCCAAUCUGCUGGCCAUGCUGCACUCGUGCCACUACGGCACGCCCGCCAUUCCGCUCGAGGGCUCGGAGCAGUGGGCCAAGGCCUUCGGGCCCUUCCUGCUCUACGUGAACCACGCGCGCGACAUCAAGAGCCUCAUCGACGACGCCAAGGCGCGCGCCGCCCUCGAGACCGCCUCCUGGCCUUACCCCUGGGUCCCCUUCCCCGAGUACCGCAAGCCCGAGCAGCGCGGCACCGUCACCGGCCGCGUCGUCAAGCUCGGCCGCUACCAGCACGGUCCAGCGACGUGGGUGGGGCUGACGGACGCGCUGUCGCCGAUCAGCAACUGGGAGGACGAGGUGAAGGGGCACCAGUUCUGGAACGUGACGAACGCCGAGGGCGAGUUCACGCUGUACAACGUGAACCCGGGCACGUACCUGCUGCAGUCGCUGGUCGAGGGCUUUCUGGUGGACUCGUCCGUGCUGCAGACGGUGACGGUCAAGGCGGGCUGGGUGUCGAGCGUGGGCGAGAUCGUCCUGCGCCCCAAGCAGAAGGGCCCGACGGUGUGGGAGAUCGGCCAGCCCGAUCGCUCGGCCGCCGAGUUUCUCAUCCCCGACCUCGACAAAUCGCGCGACUCCAGCGACGCGUCGUCCACCGGCGGCAGCGGUAGCGGUAGCGGCGCGCUCAAGGACGGGUUCCGGCACUACGGCGUGUGGGACAAGUUCGUGGAGCUGUACCCGAUGGCGGACCCGGUGUUCGUCGUGGGCCAGAGCGACUACGCCAAGGACUGGUUCUUCGCGCACGUCAACCGGCCCAACCGGACGACGACGCAGCGCGAGAUCCGGUUCCGGCUGGACGCGGUGGUGCCGGGCGACUACACGCUGCGCCUGGCCAUCGCCGGCGCGCACCAGGCCGCGCUGGAGAUCCGGCUCAACAACCCGUCGGGCUCGCCGCUGCACGACACGGGCGCCUUCGGGCGCGACAACGCGCUGGCGCGCGCCGGCAUCCACGGCCACUACCACGAGUUCAGCAUCAGCCUCUCGCACAUGAACUUCCGCGCCGGCCUCAACUCGCUCUUCCUGCGCCAGCGCAAGAACCAGAACAAGUUCAGCUACGUCAUGUACGACUACCUGCGCCUCGAGGCGCCGCUCGUCUCGCCCGGCAGCCUGCUCGCCAGCUCCCGAUGAUGAUCCCAUCCGCUCCCGCUGUACAGACAGGCUCGUCGAUUGCUUCUUCCUCCUCUCGAUUCUUACUCGAUACAGUAUAAUCAAUGGCCUGGCUCUCGCUCGAGACUGCCCAAUUCAUUCGACGUACGGGAAUAAACGGGACGCGAAGGCGACGGUCGGUCCCACUAAAGCAUCUGUCUCCCCCACACACAGACACCGCAAUCAGGUGUCCAAUAAGUUUCCCUGACAGUCGCGCGCUGCCAUAAGAGAGUUACAUAAGAGUUCUCGUGUAAAUUACUGCUCGCUAGAAUACGGCUAUACUCGAUGAUACGGAUGAGGCUCCAGAAUCAGCCAACGCUGCUGGGGUCCGAGAAUUAGAGAACUGUUUAUACGUUGCUUCAUUGUUUUGUUUACAUUAAUCGAUACUGGGUCACCUCCGCACGGUCGCUACUCUUGACCGCUGUACAUAGGCUCGAUGUGCAUUGCGCUCCUGUUCCUGUUCCUGUUUGCAACUCUUCGAAUGCUUGAAUGACGCCAUGCAGUGCGCGCAUGCAUGCACCGCGGCUGGCGAUGUGCUUCCGCGUAAUACAUCAGACCCUCGAAUAGGCCAAAGAAUCUCCAGAUGAGUAUCAUAUCCCUGACAGAAAGUGAUCUCAUUACUGUAUUCAUAUCCGAGCCCUAAUUGAUGAUGCGGACAGCCUCCUCUCCCACUUUGCCUUCUCCUUAGUGCGGGAGACAUGUCAGUCUGCCAAAUCUGGAUGGCCAGCACUUGCUUCACACUCCACUCUUAGGCCCGAUCCCGUCAGUUACUCGUUUAUUCGUCGGACACAUUCUCGACGGGCUCGACAUCGUUAUGUCAGAACGCAGUGGUGCCAUCGCCCCUUGCCCCUUGCCCCUUGCGCCGAGGUAGAGUGCAGGACAGCUCAGUGAGGGAAGGAGAGAAUCACCACGCGAGUUCAGCGGAGGACCGCGGACGAGGGAGGGCACCAGCAGAUCGUCGCCCAGGCAUCGCAAGCCGGAGCAUCCGGAGACAAAUGCAAACAACUCGU